Molecule: messenger RNA, 2985 nt
Organism: Anopheles aquasalis
Lineage: Eukaryota; Metazoa; Arthropoda; Insecta; Diptera; Culicidae
Product: rho GTPase-activating protein gacO-like
Source: RefSeq, a predicted model, not a curated record
UGCACGCGCAUCAGCACCACCGAUGCGGUGGACCUUGGCCGUGGCUGUCCCAAGAGUGGGGUUACCGUGCUCGGAAACAAAUCCGAAAAGUGAAACCAGUUUUGAAGCAGAAGAGUGGCGCACCCAUCGACAGCUCGAGAGCUUGUACUGAGGCGAUCGCUACGCACACCACCGAACGGACGCACCAACAACGACAACCGACGAUCGCUGUGCAAAAUGUUGAAUUCUUCGUUUUUGUUGACUCCUCAAUGUCGUCUUAUUGUAGGCAACGCGGCGCGGUGCGGCGUGUCGGAAGGUGGGAAGGCCACUGCCACGGGAGGGUAGGAUAAAAACCAGUUCCUCCUCCUGAGUUUGUCCAAGAAGUUGGUGUUGAAGAUAGCGAGAUCGAAUGCCCUGUGCGUUGUUGACGCGAUCUAGGCCCCGUGAUCAGUUCUGCGCGGUAUCGUCUUCCGGACAGUGCCGUCUUUUGGGCCGCAGCUCUCGUCACUGAGCUGCUUCUUAAUAGUGUAAAAGUUUGACCAAAUUGUUGUGAGGCUUGGGUGUUGUAUGUGCAACGUAUUAGAACAUCCGUUGGGGUGAAUAAGAUGAAGACGAUUACGAUUGCAUGCGCCUUGGUGCUGCUGAGUGUCACAAUUUAUGGAGCUCACGGACACCAUGGAGAAUCGGGUGAGAGUGGAUCGUGCGAAGACGAUCACGAUCAUCAUCAUACGCAUCAUAGAGACCACCACGGCGGUCGCGGUUAUGGCUAUCGACAGGGAGUAGCCGUUGGAGCAGGUUUCGGGUAUAAUCCAUAUAACGGUGCUUCACAGUACGGUUAUGGUGCGGCCGCUGGUGGAUCAAACCUGUUCGACACGGUGACAAAGAACACGGCCGCUGUGUUCGAUAGUGUGAACAAACAGAUCGGACAAACGUUCAACGCCUUAGCACGCCCAGUGGGUGCUGGAUUCGGUUUUAUGCCAGGUGUCCCACUUGGCAAUGGUUUCGGAGGUGCAGGAGGUUAUGUCCAGUACGGACAACAGCCGUUCGGUGCUCCAUUUGGUUUCGUUCCUCCUGGUCAGCGACCUGGUCAGAAGCCUGGUUUUGCGCCUGGUUUCGGAUUUGGUCAAGGACAACCACAGCAGGGCUUCGGAUGGCCUCAGAAUUCGUUCAAUCAGCAGAAUCCUACUGGAGGAUCAAUGUAUCCGCCAAGUCCUCUCGUUCCGGGAUCGUCAGUUCCAGUGAACCCUGCACCAGCUCCUCCAGCACCGCCAGCCCCACCAGCACCGGUAGCACCUGUUGCUCCAAGCAAUCCUCCACGUGGACCCGAAGUGACUCCAGCUGUUCCUAGUAAUCCGCCACCAGUGCCACCACCACCGUCACCGCCUUCUAACAACUGGAACUCAGGAACGGUGCCCCCCGUGCCACCACCACCCCCUCCACCAUCCAAUAGCUGGAACUCGGGAGAUGUACCACCGGUGGCUCCACCACCACCGCCACCACCACAAGUUCCUUCCAAUCCUCCUCCGGUACCUCCUGCACCACCAGCUCCAGCAGCCCCUGUACCGGUAGCACCGAAGGACAGCAUCGUUCCAGAGGACGAGGACGAUGAUAAGGCGAUCUACGAUAUCGAUAUCCGCGGAGAGUUCGAGAAGGAAGAGCCAAAAAUCCGCCGAAAGCGUCAACUCUUCUCGAACCUUUUCAAUUCCAUCGGAGGUUUGGUCAAUACGGCCGUGAACACUGCCGGCAAUUUCGCUCAAGGAACCCUUAACCCUGGUCAAGGCCAAGUUCAAGGACAGGGUGGAUUCCCCAAUUUUUUCCGACCACAACAACCUCAGCAGCCGCCACCAUCACAGCAGCAGCCAGCACCGGCACAGCCACCGGUACAGUCGGAACAAGUGACCAAAACGCCCGAACUCAAUCUGCAAACCCUCGGUGAAGACGGCAUGGUAUGGACAUACGAAUCACUCGGGGUGAAGCCACCACAAUCCGGUCGCGUAAGACGUGACACGGAUGUGAUCUACUUCCCGGAUGAUGAUGAUGACGAUCGCUUCAACAUUCACAAGAAGCCACCGAUGACACAGCAUCCAGCCGUUUACCCGAAGCCUCCACAGUCCUCCGGGUCGCAGGCUGGCUCUCAGAGUCAAUCACAGAACAUUGCAAAUGGAUUCGAACAGAGCAGUGGUUCGCAAUCGCAAACACAAACCAUCCAGAACCAACACGGAACGUUCAAUCAGAAUGCGGCCGGUAGCACAUCGGGAAAUGUAGCCGUUGAUGGAUCCUCUGGGCAGCUGAGUGCGGCCAAUACGCAGCAACAGAGCUUCCAAACGGCCCAUGGCUCCGGCAGCCAGAACCAGGCCAACAGUCAAUCGGCCAACUUUGACAAGAACGGUAACCUGCAGCUCUCGAACUCGAACGCCAACACGAUGUCGAUCCGGGAGAAGGACAAGUACAAGGAGCAGGCCAAUGCCGGUUCGUCUUCGGUGAACCAGAACCAGUUCGGACAAUCGUCGGCCAAUGCACAGACCAACUCGGAAACGUUCUUUGAGAAUGGUAUCCAGGGCAACAAGAACAGCGCCUCGAGCCAGAGUCUGCAGACGAACAAGGACGGAUCGGUUUCGGGAUCGAACAGUAACACCAUGUCCGGGACGUUCACCGGUCCGGGCGGAAUUACUGGCUCGUCUUCGUCCAGCCAAUCGUCCAGCUUCAACAAGGGCCCCGGGGGUGUUGGCGAAUCAGGGGCUACCAGUGGUUCCUGGAGUAGUGCCACGGGUGGUACGGCGAGUAGUGGUGCUUCGUCGGCAGCCUCAUCGGCCAGCUCGUCCGCUACUGGACCACUCGCAUUCAGUCUCAGUGGAUCAUUCGCUCUUCCACAGCUUCCAGGGAUUGGACUAAUACCUGGCUUUCCGAAGCUAUUUGGAAAUCGUAUGGGAGAGGAUGAACCUCCGGCAGUUAGUGCUUAAGUUUUAUAAAACGCAUAAAUGGCCUGUUCUUGCCUUAAAAGUGAAC